AUGUCAGUAGUUGGUUCUUUAAUUUUUUGUGUAGAAUGUGGUAAUCUAUUGGAUAACUCAAAUAACAAUUCUUCAAGUUUGGAUUGUUCACAAUGUGAGGCAAGUUAUCCCAAGUCAAAUUUUAAAAAUUUAAAAGUUAUCACGAAAACAGCACAAGAUGCAUUCCCCUCGAAAUUACAUGCGAAAAAAUCAGUAGUGAAAACUAGCUUAAAGAAGAAUGAAUUGAAUGGCAGUGGAUCAGGAGCCAUCAUUAAGGAAAAAUGUCCUCAAUGUGGUAACGAUGAAAUGAGCUAUCAUACCUUACAACUAAGAUCUGCUGAUGAAGGUGCUACUGUUUUUUACACUUGUACUUCGUGUGGCUAUAGAACUAGAACAAAUAAUUAG
Saccharomycodes ludwigii is the source of this 384-nucleotide messenger RNA. It is a transcript of the gene RPA12, whose product is annotated as DNA-directed RNA polymerase I core subunit RPA12. Gene Ontology annotation, biological process: termination of RNA polymerase I transcription; DNA-templated transcription. The transcript has a single exon. Gene Ontology annotation, cellular component: RNA polymerase I complex. The coding region runs from base 1 to 384 and encodes 127 amino acids. The record is from RefSeq and is a predicted model, not a curated record. NCBI's taxonomy places the organism in Eukaryota, Fungi, Ascomycota, Saccharomycetes, Saccharomycodales, Saccharomycodaceae. Gene Ontology annotation, molecular function: nucleic acid binding; DNA-directed RNA polymerase activity; zinc ion binding.